CCGCAGCUCAACACUUUUUUUUCUUCACGCGUUGGAAGGACUUUUUUUUUUGCUGGCUCUCUUUGACGGCAACAACGAAAUCAACUUGUAAGGUUUUUUUCUCCAUUCCUGACAAAGAACAAACGUGGUUCUUUGUAUACUUUUUUCCUUCUCAAUUUUCGCUUUCUACACUCAAAGAUCCUCAUUUUUCUCGAGAAUUCCACACUCGCUAUGGACGUAGCUUCUCUUCUCGCACAUACACUUUCUGCUGAUCGCGCUCUUCGCGAAGAUGCUACCCAAAAGCUAGAGCUGCUGGCUCAGGAGAAUUAUGCCCAAUAUUCUCUCAUGUUGAUCCAGCAAGUGGCCAAUGAUCAGGUUGACGAUUCCACACGAAUGGCCGCUGGUCUUGCUUUUAAGAAUAGCUUGUCCUCCAAAGAAUAUUCUCGCAAAGAAGAGCAAACUGGACGGUGGCUGGCAGUAGACGUGGACACCAGAAACCAAGUCAAGCAAGGAGCUCUUGUUACUCUCGCCACACCACGAAAAAUGGUUGCCAAUAUUGCUGGCCAGGUUAUUGCUGCCAUUGCAGAGAUCGAGUUACCUCUCCAGCAAUGGCCCGAUUUGAUCCGUAUUGCCCUUGAAAAUGUCACGAACACCGAUAAUGCAGCUUUGAAGAUGGCUACUCUGCAAGCUAUUGGCUAUGUUUGCGAAGCAACGGACCCCUCAUGUUUACAACAACAGUCAAAUGAAAUUUUAACAGCUGUCGUUCAGGGCGCACGGAAAGAAGAGCAAGAUCAGGAAGUCCGUCUUGCUGCCAUUCGUGCUCUUAACAACUCGCUUGAAUUCGUCAAGGACAACUUUGAACGUGAAGGUGAACGUAAUUUCAUUAUGCAAGUCGUAUGCGAAGCUACACAAAGCACAUCAAGCGAAGUUCAAGUAGCAUCCUUUGAAUGUCUUGUGCGAAUUAUGCAACUUUACUACGAUAAGAUGCGUUACUACAUGGAGAAAGCUUUGUUUGGUCUCACUAUCGCUGGCAUGAACAAUCAGCAAGAUGACAAGGUUGUACUCCAAGCUAUCGAAUUCUGGUCUACCGUCUGUGAUGAAGAAAUGGAAUUGAAGGAAGAAGCUGUUGAAGCUGCUGAAAUGGGAGAAGCUCCAGAGCGCAACUUGUACAACUUUGCCGAAUACGCCACUGGCGACAUUAUGCCUGUCCUGUUAUGGUUGUUAACUAAGCAAGAAGAAGAUGAAGACGAGGACGAAUGGAACGUUGCGAUGGCCGCAGCUACCUGCUUGUCGCUUUUCGCUCAGUGCGUACGAAAUAACGUCAUUAGUCCCGUUGUUCCGUUUGUCGAACAAAAUAUUCAAAACCAAGACUGGCGAUACCGUGAAGCUGCCGUCAUGGCCUUUGGUUCCAUCUUGGAUGGUCCCGAAGAGACUGUGCUGAUGCCACUCGUUGACCAAGCUCUGCCUACACUGAUUAACAUGAUGACAGACCCUAUCGUGAACGUCAAGGAUACUGUUGCGUGGACCUUGGGUCGUGUCUCUGAGCUGCUUAUUCAGUGCAUUAAGCCCGAUAUCCAUCUUCGCGACAUGAUCUCUGCCCUUGUGCUUGGCCUCCAGGACAACCCACGUAUUGUCGGCAACUGCUGCUGGUCGUUGAUGAACUUGGCAGAACAGCUUGGCCCUGCCAUUGGCGAAGAAGGACCUACCUCGACCUUGUCCAUGUAUUUCGAAGGCAUCACCUCUGCUCUUUUACAAUUCACCGAACGUGCCGAUAACGAGUCCAAUUGCAGAACAUCUGCCUACGAAGCUAUUUCCUCACUUGCCAUGUUUUCCGCCAACGAUUGUAUCACCAUGGUCCAGAAAAUUGCAUUGACUGUCUUGGAUCGCUUGGACCAGUCUAUUGCCAUGGAAAACCAGAUCGUUGGUGCCGACGAUAGAGCUGAACACAGCGAGUUGCAAUCUAGCUUGCUAGGUGUGCUUACUAACUGCAUCCGUCGUCUUUCUCGAGAUAUUGCCUCUGUAGCCGACCGCAUCAUGACGGGAUUGCUCCACCUUCUCAACAGCACAUCCAAGCAAUCGACCAUCACCGAGGACGCAUUUUUGGCCAUUGGCGCCAUGACAAGUGCUUUGGACGCUGACUUUUCACGGUAUGCUGAGCCAUUUGUCCCCAUCCUGUGUAACGCGCUGCAAAAUCCCGCCGAAUACCAAUUGUGCUCCAUUGCCGUGGGCCUGAUUGGUGAUUUGUGCCGUGCAUUGGGUGAAGGCGUUACCGUGUACUGCCCCACAUUCAUGCAGCUUCUUGUGAAUAACUUGCAGAGUCCCGUGUUGCAUCGCACCGUCAAGCCUAACAUCCUCUCCUGUUUCGGCGAUGUCGCGUUGGCUAUUGGUGACAAGUUCGAGCCCUACUUGGAUGUUGUCAUGAUGGUGUUGCAGCAAGCUGGAAGCAUGCGUGCCGAAAAGGACAAUUAUGAAAUGAUUGAUUAUGUUAACACGCUCCAUGAAGGCAAUGUAGAAGCAUACGUUGGUAUUGUUCAAGGUUUGUCUGGUACACAAAGAGUGGCCGUUCUUCUACCAUACAUGCAGGGCAUCUUCCACUUUAUGCAUGCAUUGGCAGUGGAUCCUAACCGCUCAGAUGCCUUGACAAGAGCAUUAAUUGGUCUUUUGGGUGAUUUGGCUGAUGCAUUUGGUGGACAACUGAAGCAGUUCCUCCAGGCUGAAUGGGUGCCACAACUCCUCCGAGAGGCACGAACUAGCCGCCAUUGCGGAACAUCAACCAAAGAGACCGCACGAUGGGCUAAAGAAAUGAUCAAACGGGCUACACAGUAAAAGAACAAGGACAUCGCAAGCGAUGAACAAAUGCAACGGAAACAAAAAAAAGCUACGUGCUUGUCUUCUAGUAUACUUCUCUAUUAUUUUCCAAGGCUCUUUAGUAGCCUUUCACUUUGUCUCUUUCCCCUCCACCCUUCUACCCUUUGUAAUCAUACGUGUACUUUUGUUUUGUUUUUCUUCCUUUCUUCCCUCCCACUCACACACAUACACACCCACUCUGUUUACCCGCUCCUACUCCCCCAUCCCUAAAACGCUAUACACAUAACAACAACUCACACACAAAUCUCACUCUCACCACACACACACACACACACACACUCUA
This is a messenger RNA of Zychaea mexicana, 3130 nucleotides long. RefSeq names its product armadillo-type protein. The coding region runs from base 211 to 2805 and encodes 864 amino acids. The transcript has 16 exons. Gene Ontology annotation, molecular function: small GTPase binding; nuclear import signal receptor activity. Gene Ontology annotation, cellular component: cytoplasm; nucleus. NCBI's taxonomy places the organism in Eukaryota, Fungi, Mucoromycota, Mucoromycetes, Mucorales, Lichtheimiaceae. Gene Ontology annotation, biological process: protein import into nucleus. The record is from RefSeq and is a predicted model, not a curated record.